Messenger RNA from Euleptes europaea (tarantolino), 2583 nucleotides. Its product is annotated as oocyte zinc finger protein XlCOF6-like. Gene Ontology annotation, molecular function: DNA-binding transcription factor activity, RNA polymerase II-specific; RNA polymerase II cis-regulatory region sequence-specific DNA binding. Gene Ontology annotation, biological process: regulation of transcription by RNA polymerase II. The transcript is spliced from 6 exons. NCBI's taxonomy places the organism in Eukaryota, Metazoa, Chordata, Lepidosauria, Squamata, Sphaerodactylidae. The record is from RefSeq and is a predicted model, not a curated record. Bases 1 to 2583 code for a protein of 860 amino acids.
AUGGAGGAGCAGGACCCAGAAGGAAAUGGACCUGCCAAGGGAGCAAGGAAAGGCCCCCAUCCUGUCCAAGCUGGGAGUGGUGUUGAAUCCUGGGAGAGAGCUGUGCCAGAGAUCUGGAAUCAGGAGCCCCUGAACUCAGACGUACAUUGCCAACGCUUCUGGCAGUUCCGCUACUGUGAGGCCAAUGGGCCCCGAGAGGUUUGCAGCCAGCUCCAUGGACUUUGCAACCACUGGCUGAAGCCGAAGAGACAUACCAAGCAACAGAUCCUGGACCUGGUGAUCCUGGAGCAGUUCCUGACCAUCCUGCCCCAGGAAAUGCAGCGCUGGAUCAGAGGAUGCGGACCAGAGACCAGUUCCCAAGCAGUGGCCCUGGCCGAAGGUUUCCUCCUAAGUCAGGCAGAGGAGAAGAGGCAGGCAGAACAGAGGUGGGAUCCAUCCGUGAAGAUGGAAGCUGAGUUCUCUGAAACAGAAAGAGCUCCCUUGGAGGAAGGGCAGUGGGCCCAAGCCCAGGAGUGUGCCCAAGAUGCCCUCUCACGCGGCAGUGAAGAGACACUGUUGAUCCGUUCUCUUUGCGGAGGUGUGGAAACAGCUGCUGCACCUCCAGUCCAGUCUCCAGUUUCCUUUGAGGAGGUCGCUGUGCAUUUCACUGAGGUGGAGUGGGCCUUGCUGGAUCUGAACCAAAGAGCUCUCUACAAGGAAGUCAUGCUGGAGAACUAUGGGAGCGUGGCCUCUCUGGCAGGGAAUGAUCGGUGGAAUGAGGGUGAUUGGGAAGUGCAUCAGCUAUUGCCAGAUAAAGUGAAGAAUGAAUAUUUGAAAGGAAACUUUGGGAGUCAAGGCAGACUAAACAGGCAGAAAGAAAGUCAUAUGGUCAAGAAGAGGGAUAGACCCAUUCCUGGCCAAGAGCAGGAUGUCCGUGAACUAGUCCACAUGGUGGAGGAGGCAUGCAAGUGCUUUGUGUGUGGAAUGAACUUCUCAGAUCAAGCCCAAUAUGAUAUCCAUUUGCAAAUGCACAGUGGAAAGAAGGCCCAUCAAUGUUUAGAGUGUGGCAAGAGCUUCCUUCGCAGAUCAGAGCUCCUUAGACAUCAAAGAAUACACAAAUGGAAGAAACUUUAUAGCUGCUCCGACUGGGGCAUGAGCUUCACACAGAAAUCAGACCUUGUUCAACACCAAAGGAUUCAUUCAGGAGAAAAGCCAUUUAUCUGCAUGAAGAGUGGAAGGAUGUUCCCUUGUGGAAGAAAGGGUAAUGUACUUUUUCGAAAGCCUAGUGUAAUGGGGGCACAUAAAUGCUUUUGUUGUGGCAAGUACUUCAGGUACAGAUCACAGCUCCUUGUGCACCAAAGAAUACACACAGGAGAGAAACCUAUUGAAUGCUUAGAGUGUGGAAAGAGAUUCAGUCACAGUAGCACUCUUCAAAGACAUUUAAGAACCCACACUGGGGAGAAACCGUUUGAAUGCUCCGAGUGUGGAAAGAGAUUCAGUCAGAGUAGCCAUCUUCAAACGCAUUUAAGAACCCACACUGGGGAGAAACCUUUUGAAUGCUCGGAGUGUGGAAAGAGAUUCAGUCACAACUGUGGAAAGAGAUUCAGUGGCAGUACCUCUCUUCAAAUGCAUUUAAGAACCCACACUGGGGAGAAACCUUUUGAAUGCUCGGAGUGUGGAAAGAGAUUCAGUCAGAGAAGCUCUCUUCAAACGCAUUUAAGAACCCACACUGGGGAGAAACCUUUUAAAUGCUCGGAGUGUGGAAAGAGAUUCAAUCACAGUAGCCAUCUUCAAACGCAUUUAAGAACCCACACUGGGGAGAAACCUUUUGAAUGCUCAGAGUGUGGAAAGAGAUACAGUGGCAGUAGCUCUCUUCAAACGCAUUUAAGAACUCACACUGGGGAGAAACCUUUUGAAUGCUCGGAGUGUGGAAAGAGAUUCAGUGACAGUAGCUCUCUUCAAAAGCAUCAAAGAACCCACACUGGGGAGAAACCUUUUGAAUGCUCAGUGUGUGGAAAGAGAUUCAAUCACAGUAGCCAUCUUCAAAUGCAUUUAAGAACCCACACUGGGGAGAAACCUUUUGAAUGCUCCGAGUGUGGAAAGAGAUUCAGUGUCAGUAGCUCUCUUCAGACGCAUUUUAGAACCCACACUGGGGAGAAACCUUUUGAAUGCUCAGAGUGUGGAAAGAGAUUCAGUGUCAGUAGCUCUCUUCAAACGCAUUUAAGAACCCACACUGGGGAGAAACCUUUUGAAUGCUCCGAGUGUGGAAAGAGAUUCAGUCACAGUAGCCAUCUUCAAAAGCAUCAAAGAACCCACACUGAAGAGAAACCUUUUGAAUGCUCAGAGUGUGGAAAGAGAUUCAGUCAAAGUGGAGAUCUUCAACUGCAUCUGAGAACUCACACAAAGGAGAGACCUUUUGAAUGCUCCGAGUGUGGAAAGAGAUUCAGUGGCAGUAGCUCUCUUCAAACGCAUUCAAGAACCCACACUAGGGAGAAACCUUUUGAAUGCUCGGAGUGUGGCAAGAGAUUCAGUCACAGUAGCUCUCUUCAAACGCAUUUAAGAACCCACACAGGGGAGAAACCUUUUGAAUGCUCAAGAGUGUGA